Molecule: messenger RNA, 1074 nt
Organism: Microthlaspi erraticum
Lineage: Eukaryota; Viridiplantae; Streptophyta; Magnoliopsida; Brassicales; Brassicaceae
Source: the annotation of a GenBank genome assembly
AUGAGAUCUCAAGGUGUUGAUGAUAACAAAGGAUGGCUUGGACCAGCGACGCCGGAGAUUUCAAACGGCAACGGUAACAUCAGUUUCGAGUUUCAGAAAGGUGCGAACCGGACACCAAACCACCACCGGUCAACUAUGGGAAAACCAGCGCCGUCGAAAUGGGACGACGCUCAGAAAUGGCUCUCCGGCGUCGGUCUAUCUCGCGGCGGCGGAGAUAAGAGUCACCACUCGCGGAGUUGUAAACCGAGAAACUCGAACGCCGACGAUCUCAGACUCAUCGCUUCAGCUUCUCAGAGGGAACGCGAAGGAGAAGAUCAGUACGUGGAAUACGACGACGACGGAGAGACGGCGGCGGGAAGGACGGUGGUGGAGACGAAGAACGUAGACUGCGGAGAGUCUGGUGGUGGUUCGGUUUGGAGGAAAGAGAGUGAUAUUAAUCCGACGGCUGUGAUUCGAUCGGUUUGCGUGAGAGAUAUGGGGACAGAGAUGACUCCGAUCGGGAGCCAAGAGCCGUCGAGAACAGCCACGCCGGUGCGAGCCACGACGCCGGUGGGGAGAAGUCCUGUGACUUCACCGGUGAGAGGUUCUCACGGUGGCGAAGCGGUGAGGACGGCGAUGGCGGCGACGGUGACGGAAGCUAGAAGUGUAGCGAGUGGUGAUAAUAAUAACAAUGAGAAGAAGAUUGGGUUUGGGGAUGAUGAGAAGAAGGCAAUGAAUGCUAUGGAAGCUCGAGCCAUGGCUUGGGAUGAAGCAGAACGCGCUAAAUUCAUGGCUAGGUAUAAGAGAGAGGAAGUGAAGAUUCAGGCUUGGGAAAAUCAUGAGAAGAGAAAGGCGGAGAUGGAGAUGAAGAAAAUGGAGGUGAAGGCGGAGAGGAUGAAAGCGAGGGCGGAGGAGAAGCUGGCGAACAAGCUGGCGGCGACGAAGAGGAUAGCGGAGGAGAGGAGGGCAAACGCGGAGGCGAAGCUGAACGAGAAGGCGGUGAAGACGUCGGAAAAGGCUGAUUAUAUAAGGAGAAGCGGUCACUUGCCUUCUUCUUUUAUCUCCUUUAAGAUUCCGUCUCUAUGUUGUUGGUAG